Messenger RNA from Branchiostoma belcheri (Belcher's lancelet), 918 nucleotides. RefSeq names its product 1-phosphatidylinositol 4,5-bisphosphate phosphodiesterase gamma-1-like. The record is from RefSeq and is a predicted model, not a curated record. Bases 50 to 910 code for a protein of 286 amino acids. The transcript is spliced from 3 exons. Lineage: Eukaryota; Metazoa; Chordata; Leptocardii; Amphioxiformes; Branchiostomatidae. Gene Ontology annotation, molecular function: phosphatidylinositol-4,5-bisphosphate phospholipase C activity; protein binding. Gene Ontology annotation, biological process: positive regulation of epithelial cell migration; phosphatidylinositol-mediated signaling; lipid metabolic process.
UGUGCAGGAACCAGAGGAGGAGGCCAUCUACAGCGGACCAGAUAUCUACAUGGAGCCCAACCUGUUCAUGUCCAACGUGAAGGUGCAGGCCUUGUAUGACUACCGCGCUCAGAGGGACGACGAGCUGUCCUUCUGUAAACAUGCCAUCAUCUACAAUGUCCUCAAACAGGAUGGAGGCUGGUGGCGAGGGAUGUAUGGAGGUGUACGGGAACACAAGUGGUUCCCGUCCAACUACGUGGAAGAGAUGGACCAGAAACAGAACAGCAUCGAGGAGAACCCACUGGGCAGUCUACAGCAAGGGGUCAUCGACAUCCAGUCCUGUACAGUAGACCUCCUGCAGGGAGGGAAGGGGGAUCAGAGAUGGGUGUUCCGCAUCAUCACGCCCAUGAACGAGCGACCUCUGGAGAUUGCGGCCAGGUCAGAGGAAGAGAUGCACGAGUGGGUCGACACCAUCCGAGACGCAGCUCGCAUGGCGGUGGUCCAAGCAGUCGAGGACAAAGACCUGGAGAGGCGGAAACGGAUCGCUCGCGAACUGUCCGACCUUGUCGUGUACUGCCGGUCGGUUUCCUACGAGGAGGGCAGGCGGGGGCAGUACUACGAGAUGUCCUCGUUCCCGGAGACCAAGAUGGAGAAGAUGGCGGUAAAGGGGAAGGCGCCGAUGCUACUGGAGUACAACCAUCACCAGCUGAGCAGGAUCUAUCCCAAAGGGCAGCGGAUCGACUCCUCCAACUACGACCCCAUGCCGCUGUGGUCGGUGGGCUGUCAGCUGGUGGCGCUCAACUACCAGACUCCUGACCGCCCCAUGCAGCUGAACGAAGCCAUGUUCAGCAGAACGGCCGCAGCGGGUACAUCCUCCAGCCGGACUGCAUGCGCGACCCCGUGUACGACCCCUUCAUCCGUAACACGCUGAGGGGAGUG